Messenger RNA from Synchiropus splendidus (mandarinfish), 3059 nucleotides. RefSeq names its product mediator of cell motility 1 (gene memo1). Bases 13 to 906 code for a protein of 297 amino acids. The transcript is spliced from 9 exons. NCBI's taxonomy places the organism in Eukaryota, Metazoa, Chordata, Actinopteri, Syngnathiformes, Callionymidae. The record is from RefSeq and is a predicted model, not a curated record.
UUUGGAAGCAAGAUGUCGAACCGAGUGGUGUGCAGGGACGCGAGACACGCCGGGAGCUGGUACUCUGCUUCGGGAUCCCAGUUGAAUGUGCAACUAGAAGGUUGGCUGUCUCAAGCACAGCCCACUCUCAGUCCUGCUAGAGCCAUCAUAGCACCACACGCUGGUUACACCUACUGUGGUGCUUGUGCAGCACAUGCCUACAAGCAGGUUGAUCCCUCAAUAACUCGUAGGGUCUUCAUCUUGGGACCUUCGCACCAUUUCCCGCUCUCCCGGUGUGCCCUGUCAUCCGCAGACAUCUAUAAAACACCGCUCUACGACCUGAGAAUUGAUCAAAAGGUAUAUUCUGAACUCUGGAAAACGGGGUUGUUUGAUCGGAUGAGUCUGCAGACGGACGAAGAGGAGCAUAGUAUUGAAAUGCACUUGCCUUACACUGCUAAAGCCAUGGAGAGCCACAAAGACGAGUUUAGCAUCGUGCCCGUGCUUGUUGGCGCACUAAGUGAGACUAAGGAACAGGAAUACGGGAAGCUGCUCAGCAAGUAUCUGGCAGAUCCUUCCAACCUCUUCAUCAUCUCAUCGGACUUCUGCCACUGGGGCCAUCGUUUCCGCUACACAUACUAUGAUGAAUCUCAAGGAGAGAUCUACAGAUCCAUUGAACAUCUUGAUAAAAUGGGGAUGGGCAUUAUAGAGCAGAUGGAUCCUAUAUCUUUCACCAACUACUUGAAGAAGUACCGCAACACAAUCUGUGGUCGUCACCCUAUUGGAGUGCUGCUAAAUGCCGUGGCCGAGCUGAGGAAGAGUGGUUUUAAUAUGAACUUCACUUUCCUGAACUAUGCUCAGUCGGGGGAGUGCAGGACCUGGCACGACAGCUCUGUGAGCUACGCCGCCGGCUCCCUCGUCGUUCAUUGAGCUGGACGUCCAGACGGGACCCCGCCCUUACUAUCUAUCGCCAUAACCCGAGCCCCGACACCCUCCCGCGCCCCAUCCUCCAGUACAAUCUCGCAGGAAGGACCUAGACACUCCAAGCCAAUGCAGUCUCCUCUCCCCCUCCACCCCCCAUCCUCCUCUCAGUUUGAAGUGCAUCUCAGAACCCAAAGGUUGACUCUUUCUGUUUGAAGUGCAGUUUUGAGAUUAUACAGAAGCAAAACCAGACAGGGGUGAUGACAUCGUAGAUAAGCUGUCACAUGGGGAGGUAGGAAUCUGAUUUAGGCUCUUUCCAAUUGUUCUUUUUUUUUAGUCCUUUUGCUAUUUUUUGGGGAUUGAUUGGAUUUGUAACUAACCUUGGAAUUGCGGCAAUCUGUGCUCAUGUUCCUCGCCGCAGAGAAGGAGCGAAAAUAAAUCCUCGGCUCAGAAGAACGCAGAUGAAAAUAAAAGUUUUGUUGAGCUUGGAGCUGCAUGCACUUGAAACGAGUGUCCAAACUCAUAAAAUUGCUAACAAAAGGGCUGCAUCCAACAAAGUUCAAUUUCACAGAACCAAAAAAAACGAAAAACAAACCCUUGUAUUAGUUGAAUCUAUCUUUCCUGUUUUGGUUAUUAUCUAGCCCUUUCUUAUUAGACGUGGCUGUAUUUACUCAGUAGUUUGUAGGCUCAAUCUGCAGCUGUGUAUUUUAAGGAAUUAGAGAACACGGUAUUAUAGCUCACGCUGUCUCGUUCUCUCAUCCCAAUUUGUAACGUAACAUUCUAACUUGACGGCAUUCUGGGCGGACAGGUGGCUGAUGGGUCAUAUUUGAGGUUUGGUGUUCCAAUUUGGCUGUUUUACAUGGUUAUUUUGGCUCUCUAGAUCGAACAACUGUCGUCAUGUUCAAAAAUAAAUAUUGGAAUUUCCCUUAUUUCCUUGAAUUUAUGAUCACUAGACGCCCACGUCUCCAAAAGUGUGAAAUUUCACGCACGAUUGAUGCUUGCUCUGGGUGUUGCUGGUCAGCCUCCUGCCCAUUACCCCUCCUCUCAGAAGCCGUCACAGACGACUGAAGUUGAUAACAGAAAUCCAGUGAACUCUUGUUUACAUGUGGACCUAUUGAACCAGAACAAUGUUACAGACGCGACUGACCAAAGCAUACACGGUCUGAGUUGACACAAUUUACGUUGCUUUAAAAUGUGCGUUGGUCACAUUUUUGAUAAUCCGUACAAAGCCAUAAAACAGUGCUCUGCUUUAAGACUUUUCUAGCUGUUACACGAAACAAUAACUCAAAUGAUUUUCACUCUUCAGUAACCAGAGGGACACGAUGAGUCAUGCCGGCUCUCAACACUAGAGGCAGCAGCAGCAGCACACUGUUCUCUGCUCUCGCUUCAGUCCAGUAUUCCCCGUUCUAGUCGAUGCAGUCCGUUAUAUUGAGCAUAAAAGGCUUGAGAGGCUUGAACCCAGUGGGCACAGACUGAAAGACCAACCCGAUGGCGGUAGUUUAAGGGAAACUAGUCAAGCAUGACACACUGUGCCAUUGUGCCUUUUUAUCACUGUUGCACAUAAAUCGAUUUCACUUUUAGUCUUACUUUAGAAUGUGUACUUUUGUUUUUCCUGAAUAUCGUUGCCAAGCGCCCGGCGUUGUCUCUCUCGCGCUCGUGAAGAAGAAUGUGGCACUGGUUUUCCUCCCAUCUUGCAUAAAUCUGAUCGAGACAAAGCCUGAACCUCAACACUGUCUUCUUUUUCAUUUUUUUAUUUUAUUUUAGAAGUAUCUCUGUAUUUUUGUUGUUCUUGCAUAGAGGAUAGGAACAUAUAUGAAAUCUAAACUGCUCCCUUUGGAGUUUCUUUAUCUCAGGUUCCACUGAUAAAGCAUCCCAAAAGGCUCUUCUGAUGAAGCGAAGAAUUCAUGUUACAAAAAGAGUAAAAUUUACUGAAAACACGUCUGCUUUGUUCUUUUCUCUCUUUUCCUGGAAUCAUGCGGAACAGUUUGGUUGCUGUAUUCUCAACGUUCGGUGUGUCAUUUCUGAUUACCUCUUUCAGAGUUGGGUCAUGUUUUCAUCCGGGUCUGUUGGUUUCGUUUAUAUGUCUGCAGGUUUAUGCAAAAAGUAGAGGACUGAUUUCAAUAAAAAUACGUAAAAAGUUGGAAUCUUGCCACGUAUCCCUU